AUGAGUGCCUCAGAAGGUACAGUGGAGACUCGUCUAAAUAGAACCUGCGAGGGUUGUCGGAAGAGGAAGAUCAGGUGCAUCUCGGACCUUUCCAACUCACAGCCUUCGUUGGAAAAAUGCAACCGCUGCAGAAAGCUGGACAUUGAAUGUGUCUUCAACGCUCCAGCCACAAGAAAAAGACGGAGACGCAAUGAAACAAGAAUCCACGAACUUGAACAGAAGCUCGAGGAAGUUCAGCGGGUGGUUGCUACAGGGCGCCAAGGAGACCUGUGCAUACCACCAACCUCAGAAGCCUCGCUAACGCCCGCGAGUAGCCAAGGCUCAUUUCCAUCAUUUGGGCGCAUCUCAACCACGUCUCCCAGCCAUUCUACAUCUUACGAGACUACUAGCGAAUCGCCGGUCGAGGGAGACCCUGUGUCGCGAGGAAUUAUUGAAGAGUCGCUCGCAGAAGAAUUAUACACCAAGUUCUUUACUGACGUUUUACCGCAUUACCCUUUGAUUCAACAGGACGCUCCCCUCUCAUGGCGGGCUUUGCAGCAAGAUCGACCAGCACUCUUCCGGGCCAUACUGGCAACGUCAUCAAGUAGCUUCAGGCCAGAUCUCUGGACGCCACUCUUUCGAGAUGCGGAGCGAUAUGUCAUGGAUCAUCCUCCGGACAAGUUCCAGUAUUUGAACUUUGGCCAGUUUAUUAAUAUCGCAGCUACUAUGGUAAUUGACCUGCGAUCCUCAAAUGACGAGCGAUAUCAAAUUCCGUCGUCUAAUCCUGAAGUUUUACAUACGAAGGAAUACUUGGAAGCUGUUAGGGCGUUCUCAGCUUGCUACUUUCUAUGCUCAGGUAUUGCCAUGUCAUUCCGUCGGCCGAGCACGCUAUACUAUGGCCCCUGGGUGCAAGAGUGUAUAAAUAUCUUAGAUUCUCCAGCUAGCACACAUCUUGGUGAUCGACGUUUGGCAGCAUGGAUCAGACUCCAACGGCUUGCAGAAGAGUCUCUUGCCAUAGCCAGAGUUGGGUCAGAUGAGAACUCGUCAAGAUUUAAUCAUUCGGACCCGCGUACCCGUUUUAUUCUGCAAGGCUGUCUCGAACGAGUCAAGGAUUGGCGGCAGAAUCUGCCAGAAGAAAUUAUGACCCUAACUCUCGAGAUACACUACCAUGUCAUCCUCCUUAACCUCUAUGAGCCAGGUCUUUAUGAUAAUCACGAGUUUCGAGAUUUUCGCCCUCCUUAUGCUAUUCAUACUUUCCUGUCAACGAACACAUUCGCUCCGGAUUUGCCACAGUAUGUUGAUGCGCGCAUAGAAUGCCUGGAUGUGGCUCGGAACCUGAUUCAGUUGUUCCUUCAAUUCUCCCCCAAAAUCCUACAGCAAGUGCCCGUAAUCGUCUUUACCAGGAUGAUGUAUGCUGUUGUUAUGAUCAUUAAACUCGAGGUUUUUAAUAGACCGACCACCGAUGGAGGGGAUAUGUCGGAAGCUGAACAGAUUGCUGCUCUGGACUUAAUGCGCCUUGUCCUCGAAAAGCUCAAAUUAUCAUCGGACGAAGGACGCUUUUUUAUCCCAACAACCUUCCAUGCCGUGUUGGGGAGAUUGCACAGCCGAUGUGUCGAGAGUUAUUGGCGUCUGGCCAUGGGCCAGAACGAGAUGAACCAGAUCAUCAAACCUCUCAUGAACCUUCAAGUUCAAGACUCGAGCAAGGAGAAAGAGGAAACAUCUUCAGAAGUGCACCGGGAGCGUCCGAUUCCCCAGCAACAGGUCCUUGGACUUGAGUAUCUGUCUCAGCAGACGGAAGAUGGUGUUUUCCUAGACACGUCCAUAUCGCUAGAUGAUUGUUUUCCAAGUCCCGCAGCCAAUUCUGGUGUAGAAGUGCUUUGGACCAAUUUCUUUAGCAAAGGAUUUCUGCCAACAGGUACAGAACAGGGGUUUGACAUGAGAAUCAUGGGUACUUAA
Fusarium oxysporum Fo47 is the source of this 1935-nucleotide messenger RNA. RefSeq lists its product as uncharacterized. Gene Ontology annotation, biological process: regulation of DNA-templated transcription. The transcript has 5 exons. Bases 1 to 1935 code for a protein of 644 amino acids. The record is from RefSeq and is a predicted model, not a curated record. Gene Ontology annotation, molecular function: DNA-binding transcription factor activity, RNA polymerase II-specific; zinc ion binding; transcription cis-regulatory region binding. NCBI's taxonomy places the organism in Eukaryota, Fungi, Ascomycota, Sordariomycetes, Hypocreales, Nectriaceae. Gene Ontology annotation, cellular component: nucleus.